Messenger RNA from Parathielavia appendiculata, 2865 nucleotides. RefSeq lists its product as uncharacterized. Gene Ontology annotation, biological process: regulation of DNA-templated transcription. NCBI's taxonomy places the organism in Eukaryota, Fungi, Ascomycota, Sordariomycetes, Sordariales, Chaetomiaceae. The transcript is spliced from 2 exons. The record is from RefSeq and is a predicted model, not a curated record. Gene Ontology annotation, cellular component: Set3 complex; Rpd3L-Expanded complex. The coding region runs from base 1 to 2865 and encodes 954 amino acids.
AUGACAGACAAGCCGCCGCCGCUGCCGACAUCGAUCGCGCUUCCUGUUCAGCCCGGUGCCUCUCUUGCGAGUGCGGUCCCCGUUCACGAUGUCGCUCCAGAACAGGAUACCCCAGAGGAGGAGCCGUACACGAUAAAAUGCAUAUGCGACUAUUUUGAGGAUGACGGAAACACCAUAUUCUGCGAUACUUGCGUCACAUGGCAGCACAUUGAGUGCUACUACCCAGACAAUAUCCAGGAGGCUUGCGCAGAUAGCUUUGUGCAUUUCUGCGUCCAGUGCCACCCUCGGCCGUUGGACCACCAGCGGGCCAUCGCACAUCAGAGAGCAAGAAUGCCUCUGCUACUCGCCGACCCGACAGCUGACAAGAAGCCGAAACGUCUAUCGUCAAAGAGUCACAAGAAGAAGCCGAAGCCGUCAGAGCUGCAAAUAAAUGGCAUCCAUCACGGAGCGUCUGAAAGCACGAAGCACAUGGGCCCCCAUGACCUGUCCCAUCCCGCAAAGAAGGCGAAAACCUCGCACAAGUCGAGUCAGUCCAUUAGCUCACAGGCGCCGAAGCGCAGUCCUUCCCACGGGAAUGCGAAGGCCGCUCAUGGUCACCCGCUGAGCCCCGCGACAACUCCGCCCGAUCUUCCCGAUGACUUCGAACUGCACAAUUAUUCAUCGGGAUUCCUGUCUUCGUACAACGAUCAGUCCUUCCAGAUCGUCAACACGAAUAGCUUCGCGGGGCUCCAGGUGUCCAAUACCAUGACGGCCUGGCUCCACAACCCAGAAAAGUUGCAGAACGAGACAGGCUUAUCCUACAGCGACGUGUUCCAGACUCUCCCCUCCGACAUUGAGUCGAUCGCAGUCAGGCCAGAGAUUGAGCAAAACAGCAAGAUCAUCUCGUUGGGGACCGUCGUCCAGUGGCAGUGUCUUAAAGCGCCCUCGCCAAUCGACAAGGACGUCCCGCUCAUGGAAGUUAACGGCCAAAUUGGCUUUCAAGCGAACUAUUGUGCCGAUGCCGACAAUCGCUGGGCCGAGCUGACUGCGCCGCUCCCGUUUGUCCUUUUCCAUCCUCUUCUACCACUCUACAUCGACACGAGAAGGGAAGGGUCAGAGGCUCGCUUCGUGCGACGGAGCUGCAAGCCAAACGCAGUCCUUGAAACUUAUCUUUCAGCCGGCAGUGAAUACCACUUUUGGUUGGUGAGCGACCGGAAGAUUGAGGCAAAGGAGCAAAUCACGAUCCCCUGGGAUUUUCGAUUUCCGACCCAGACAAAGACGCGCGUCCUCCAACUUCUUGGUCUCGCCGACGACACGAUGGACGCGCAUGCCGAAGCGACGGAAGCGGACUAUCGAAAAUAUGCCAACUGGCUUCAUCUCAUCCUCUCUGAGCAUGGAGGCUGUGCAUGCAACCUUGGUCCAGAGUGUGCCUUUGCGCGGUUUCACAGAAACUAUCUGGCCAAGACCCAGCAACGCUCAAAUCCGCCCAAGAGCAAGAAACGCAAGCCGAGAGCACAACAUGCCAUAUCCCCAACCAGCACGGGGCAUGCCGCCAACAGCCGGGCCCCUAGCGAGGGCCAUUUAGAGGACAUUCCCGAGCAUGACCGGAGGUCCGUGUCCAGCUCCUCCCGGAGCAAACCCCCGAGCCGAGACAUGACCCCAACAGCUCGUCAGGGUUCGUUUGAUACGCUCGGCAUAUUGACUGAACCCACCGAUCGGGAUAAGAGGAAGGUCGCCAUGGUUGAGGACACGUUCCGCCGCAUGGAGCAGCAGCAACAGCAUCCGCAACGCAAGAGAAAACGCGCUUCGGAUGGAACUGGCAUUUCGCAGGCAAAGGCAUUCAAGUCCAGCACGGCGACCCAGACACCCAAUAUUUCACAAACGAUUUCUGGAAGCGGCUAUGUCGAUGCUGGGGCUGGAGCCUCACGAGUCAAGUCAAGGUCGCCAAGCGAUCCGAGUCCCUUGAAAGAGCCUAGGUCUCGAACGGGGUCUGCGCCAGCUCGUUCCCGUCGUGCCUCGGUCGUGCUGCAUCCCAACUAUUGUGACGCUGCGGUGCAGACAGAUUUCCCUGAUCACGCAAGCGAGACUGCGACUCCGAAACGGAGGACUUGGCAUCAUAUCCGUCUAGAGGAGGAAGAGCGUGCUAAACGGCGGGCCGUGGACCGGACAAUGCCCGCCGCCAUGGCCGUGGACAGCCGCAGCGAUGGGCAUGCCCUCCAUUCCUCACCAGCCUCAAUCAGAGAGGCAGAUAAGGAUUCGAGUCUUGGUUCUCCAGCAGACGAGUCGAAAGAUCACCCAAUGUCGGAUGCGCGACCAGCGUCCCCGAUGAUCACGAGCGCCAGCGGGGGUAUCGCAACAAAUGGCUUGGUCAAACACAAAUCACCCGAUUUACGAGUAGAGCUGCCUCCCGUUCCAGCGUUCGAAAACCCCACCUUUGCCCACUCGACUGCCUCGACACCGAUAUCUGCCGGAGUCACCGUCCAGUCGCCGUUCUCUGCCACCGGCUUCCCGGGCCUCUUUGGCCCGCCGUCCGUCGGCGGCGCGGCGGUAACGCCAAGUCCGGUUAAGAAGAAGCUCAGUCUGAGCGACUAUAAGAACAGGCUGAGCAAGGCCGCCGCCGCCCGGCCUCCAUCAGUAGGGACGAGCCUGCUCAAAGCCGUGUCAAGUAGUGCGGAUGACCUUCCCAAGUCUGCCACGAGCACGGACGGCGGGACUACGACGGCUGGGAGCUCUCCAGUAGUGGAGAAGGCUCCUCCGGAUCCCGCUACUCCGGCUGAAGAGGCGGCGGCGGCGCUAGCCGCAACGGCUACGACAGCCACUUCCCCCACGAAACCCAUCGCCACCCAGGCUUCUCCCACGCAAGCCAGUGUUGUGCCAGGCUCAUAG